AUGUUCCUGGACUCUGGGAGGCUGGUCCCGGGCGGCCGGAAGGACCGGAUGUUCGCGUCGCUGAGCAACCUCGCGGAGCUAAAGUCGGCGGCGGCGGCCGCGGCGGCCAUGGACGACUACGGCUACGAGUUCGACCACCUGGACGUGGCUGGCCAGUACGGCGACGACGCCACGGAGCACGGCAUGAAGCGCAAGAUGAAGCAGAGGCGGUCGAUCCUGCGCAAGUUCGGGGAUCUCUUCAGGAGGAGGAGCCUCUACAAGCCCAACCUCGCGCCGGUGCUGCAUAACCACUACUAG
This is a messenger RNA of Miscanthus lutarioriparius, 297 nucleotides long. The record is from the annotation of a GenBank genome assembly. NCBI's taxonomy places the organism in Eukaryota, Viridiplantae, Streptophyta, Magnoliopsida, Poales, Poaceae.